Messenger RNA from Acomys russatus (golden spiny mouse), 930 nucleotides. It is a transcript of the gene Cd53, whose product is annotated as CD53 molecule. Gene Ontology annotation, cellular component: membrane. Bases 194 to 853 code for a protein of 219 amino acids. The record is from RefSeq and is a predicted model, not a curated record. The transcript is spliced from 8 exons. NCBI's taxonomy places the organism in Eukaryota, Metazoa, Chordata, Mammalia, Rodentia, Muridae.
UCACUGUUCUUGCUUGGGUUUCCUGUCGUCACAGCAUGAUCGUGUUUUUGCUCUCUUCACUUCUCCUUUUACACAAAUAGACACAGACUUCUGCCGUUACCAACCUCUCCUGACCACCUUAAAGAUACUCAACAAAUUCUACCUGAAGUAUUCACUGAGGGACACUGUCUACAAAAGGGCAUACUAUCCCAGCAUGGGCAUGAGCAGCCUGAAACUGCUAAAAUAUGUUCUGUUUUUCUUUAAUUUGCUGUUUUGGAUCUGUGGCUGUUGCAUAUUGGGCUUUGGGAUCUACAUUCUGGUCCACAACACCUAUGGAGUUCUCUUCCGUAACCUCCCCUUCCUGACACUUGGCAACGUUCUUGUCAUCAUUGGCUCCAUUAUCAUGAUAGUUGCCUUCCUGGGCUGCAUGGGCUCAAUCAGGGAGAAUAAAUGCCUGCUUAUGUCGUUCUUUGUUCUGCUGAUGAUUAUUCUCCUUGCUGAGGUGAUCAUAGCCAUCCUUCUCUUUGUGUAUGAACACAAGCUGAACCAGUAUGUGGCUGAGGGCCUGAAUGACAGCAUUCAAUACUAUUACUCAGACAACAGCACCAAGAUGGCAUGGGACUUCAUCCAGUCACAACUGCAGUGCUGUGGGGUAAAUGGCUCAAGUGAUUGGACCAAUAGUCGACCAUCUUCCUGCCCACAAAGUGCAGAUGUUCAGGGUUGCUAUAAUAAAGCAAAAUUAUGGUUUCAUGGCAAUUUCUUGUACAUUGGAAUCAUUACCAUCUGUGUAUGUGUCAUACAGGUGCUGGGGAUGUCCUUUGCACUGACACUGAACUGCCAGAUUAACAAAACCAGUCAAGCCUUAGGGCUGUGACUUGCAACUGCCAUCUGCUUAAGAGACUUAUUUCUCUCUGGAAAGCCAAAUAGUCCAUAGCAUGAGGCCCCAAGCAA